Molecule: messenger RNA, 1308 nt
Organism: Eruca vesicaria subsp. sativa (arugula)
Lineage: Eukaryota; Viridiplantae; Streptophyta; Magnoliopsida; Brassicales; Brassicaceae
Source: the annotation of a GenBank genome assembly
AUGCAGAUAUAUGAAGCAUGCAUCAUCUCUUGCUUAACUUCAGCAAUCUCAUUUGGUCUUCCACUCCUAAGGAAAUGCAGUCCAUGCCCUGAAACAGUUCCUGACUCUGGUAUUGAAUGUCCACGGCCUCCUGGAAUGUAUGGGAAUUACGUAAAUUUCUACUGCAAAACGGAUAACGAAUACAAUGAUCUCGCCACAAUUUUCUUCAAUACUCAGGAUGAUGCUAUAAGGAAUUUGUUCAGCGCAAAGACAAUGCGAGAAUUCAGUGCUCAGAGUCUACUGACAUUUUUGGCUAUGUUUUAUACAUUAGCAGUGGUGACAUUUGGCACUGCUGUUCCCGCUGGCCAGUUUGUCCCUGGAAUAAUGAUAGGAUCAACUUAUGGGCGCCUUGUAGGCAUGUUUGUAGUCAGGUUUUACAAGAAGCUCAACAUUGAAGAGGGAACUUAUGCUUUACUGGGAGCUGCUUCGUUUCUUGGAGGCUCGAUGCGGAUGACUGUAUCUUUAUGUGUUAUUAUGGUUGAAAUCACAAACAACCUGAAACUUCUGCCUCUUAUAAUGUUGGUUCUUCUCGUUUCAAAGGCCGUGGGUGAUGCUUUCAAUGAGGGAUUGUAUGAAGUACAAGCACGCCUUAAGGGUAUUCCGUUACUGGAAUCGAGACCCAAGUAUCAUAUGCGGCAAAUGGUAGCGAAGGAAGCAUGUCAAAGUCAGAAGGUUGUAAUUUCUUUACCUCGAGUUAUCAGGGUUGCAGAUGUCGCUUCAAUUUUGCGCAGCAACAAACACAAUGGAUUUCCUGUUAUUGACCACACGAGAAGUGGGGAAACACUAGUCAUUGGGAUAGUUCUUCGGAGUCACUUGCUUGUUCUCCUUCAAUCGAAGGUAGAUUUUCAACAUAGCCCAUUGCCUUGUGAUCCAAGUGCCAGACCGAUCAGGCACAGAUUUAGCGAGUUUGCUAAACCUGUUUCAUCCAAAGGGUUAUGCAUAGAGGAUAUACAUCUAACUUCAGAUGAUUUAGAUAUGUACAUAGAUCUUGCUCCGUUUUUGAAUCCCUCUCCAUACGUCGUUCCUGAAGACAUGUCGUUGACAAAGGUAUACAACCUUUUCCGGCAACUUGGAUUGAGACAUCUAUUUGUUGUUCCCCGUCCUUCCCGUGUGAUAGGCUUGAUCACAAGAAAGGAUUUACUUAUUGAGGAAAACGGGGAAUCAUCAGCUGUUGAACUCCAACAGUCAACUAGUGUAAGAGGUCGGUACAGUGAGACAGCAACGCGGACGGAGGCUGCACGUCCGCUUCUAGACGAUCUUUUAGGCUAG